Messenger RNA from Capsicum annuum, 2490 nucleotides. RefSeq names its product calcium-dependent protein kinase 26. Gene Ontology annotation, cellular component: cytoplasm; nucleus. Lineage: Eukaryota; Viridiplantae; Streptophyta; Magnoliopsida; Solanales; Solanaceae. The record is from RefSeq and is a predicted model, not a curated record. Gene Ontology annotation, molecular function: calmodulin binding; calcium/calmodulin-dependent protein kinase activity; calcium-dependent protein serine/threonine kinase activity. Gene Ontology annotation, biological process: peptidyl-serine phosphorylation; intracellular signal transduction; protein autophosphorylation. Bases 604 to 2139 code for a protein of 511 amino acids. The transcript is spliced from 5 exons.
GUACUCAAAUAGAAAAUAUAUACGUAUGCAAAAAAAAUAAUGUAGAGGUUGGGUUUGGGUUUAAGCUAUAGACGAAUUUUGAAGAGACACAGCCCCACUCUCCACAGGUGGUCUCUUCCUCUCCUGUGGGUUGUGGUGGACAAACAAAUUCCAAUACCAACUCCGACCCACUUCCCUUUUCUCCUCUCUGGUUCGUCAUUUUGCCUUACUCCUUUUACUAUUUGUAUUUUUUCACCUUUGAUUUGAAUAAAGUUUGGCUUUUCAUGUGUUUCUUGAAAAUAAUGGAUCUGGGUGUUUUUGAGAUCCAGCUGAUUUAGAAGGAUGGAAGAGUUUGAUCUUCUAAUGUGAUGAGGAUAUAAUUGAGAAGAAUGGACAGAUUAGUUGAACGCCUUAUGUAGUUGUUGGAAGCUUCUUUUAGUGUAUGUUGACCAAAUUGAUAUGGUCUAUUCUUAUGUGAACCAAAAUCAAUUACUUUGACUUGGAAAUUUGCUUUCCUACUUUUUGGAGAGGGUAACUUUGACAAGAUAGUGGUUUCAAGACCGGAGAAACGAAAGUUGACAUCUUAAUUGGUAUUCUCUGGUUAUAUUGGGGUUCGAUUCUCGUAUGGCUGUUGCUAUUAGCAACAGCAACACUGAAACAUCACUUUAUACAUGUUGUUGCUAUAAAGUUGCAAACUUGAGUGAGACUAUUUUGGAUGCAAAUUAUAGUGCUAAUUUGCAUGAUCGUUACGUCCUUGGAGAACAACUGGGGUGGGGGCAGUUUGGGAUAAUCAGGACAUGCUCUGAUAAGUUCACUGGAGAGGUGUUGGCCUGUAAAUCAAUUGCUAAAAAUAGAUUGGUGACUCAGGAGGAUGUGCGAAGUGUCAAACUUGAAAUUGAAAUAAUGACCAGGCUUUCUGGCCACCCAAAUGUUGUAGAUCUCAAGGCGGUUUAUGAGGAAGAAGAUAAUGUACAUCUAGUAAUGGAGCUUUGUGCUGGAGGAGAACUUUUUCACCAGCUGGAGAGGCAUGGUAGAUUUUCUGAGGCUGAGGCCAGGGUUCUCUUCCAUGACCUAAUGGAAGUGGUGAUGUAUUGUCAUCAUAAAGGCAUUGUACACAGAGAUCUUAAGCCAGAGAACAUUCUCUUGGCUACAAAGGGUUCUUCUUCUCCGAUAAAAUUAGCUGAUUUUGGUCUGGCAACGUACAUCAGGCCAGGUCAAAGUUUGCAUGGUACUGUUGGCAGCCCAUUUUAUAUAGCUCCUGAGGUCCUCGCAGGAGGUUAUAAUCAAGCAGCUGAUAUCUGGAGCACUGGUGUUAUUCUUUACAUUCUUCUUAGCGGAAUACCACCAUUUUGGGGGAAGACAAAGUCAAAGAUCUUUGAUGCUGUCAGGGCAGCUGAUUUGCGGUUUCCUUCUGAUCGCUGGGAGACAAUAUCAUCUUCGGCGAAAGAGUUGAUCAAAGGAAUGCUAUGUACCGAUCCUUCUCAGAGGCUUACAACUCAGCAAAUUUUAGAUCAUGCUUGGGUACGGGAUAGCUUACCACAUUUCAAUGUACCACGCCUAAAAGUGCAUUCAGAUGAAGGCUCCUGCUGCUCUUCUCUUAUGGCUCGGAAUCAGGAUAUCAGUUUUGGCACAUGUUCUGCCGUUUUAAUUGAUGUCCAAUCGCCAAGAUUCACGUGCAAGACAUCAUUUUCUACUUUAUUAACCGAACAAUCGACAACCUCCUAUGGCUCCGCUGUAUUCUCUUUCAGUAGUGCUGGUGGAUCAAAUGGCCAUGACUUUGCUUCUCCUGUUCUAACACUGCCGAGUUUUACAUUCUUCGGUCCGAAUUUAGUUGUUGAUCAAGGCAGUUAUGAAGUUGAUUUAUCUGUUAGAGCAUCUGAUGUAGAUUUACUUCAUACAGAUGCCAGUGUGGGAAAGGUGCUUAUGUUGUCAGACUCUCCUGUAAGCUUUGAGCAAGUGGUACGAGAUAAGACAGCAGAAGUUAGAAAGAGUGGAUCCAAUGGAUCUAGAACUCUCGGCAUCCAGAGCAGGAGGAACCAUACAAUUGGUCUUGGUGAAUUUGAACAGAUUGAUAUUGUGGUGACUGAAUCAGUUAUCCGGUGGGCAUCAUGCACGUGUCUUCCUACCGCCACAUCACUCAAGUCUUCUCUCGUCUGUUGAAAGUGUAGAUGACUUAAUGGCUUAACCAUUAUGUUCACUUAAUGAGGUCAUGUAACAUGUUAGAUUCAUGAGCUUCUGGUCUAAACCCUCAAGCUCAUUCGCCACUCACAAGUUUGAUUUUGGUAAUGUCGUAAUGAUGUUUUCUUGAGUUUCAUAGCUUUUGCCAAUCGUUAAUGUGAAGGGGUGUGAGUUAAUUGCUUAUGAGGCUUUUCCACGUCUAGAAUGUUUCAGUCUUGAAAUUCAAUGAGUUUGCAUGGCCAUCUGGCAUCUGUGUAGCAUCUCAUUUGCCUUUGAUCCGAAUGCGGGUGUUUGACCUAUAUUUUAAAUAAAUGCAUGAGCUUUUUUCUCAAA